AAGCUUAAAAACAAGCCCAGUUCCCUCAACCUUUCCUCGUAGGAGAGGAGCUCCAGCCCUCUGAUCAUCUUACUGGUCCUUCCUCCGAACACGCUCCAAGAGCUCCACAUCGUUCCUGUACCGGGGGCCCCAUGCCUGGACGCAGUGCUCCAGAUGGGGCCUCACAAGAGCCAAGUAGAGGGGGACGAUCACUUCCCUCUCCAUGCUGGCCACCCUUUUUUUAAUGCAGCCUGGAACACAGUUGGCCUUCUGGGCUGCAAGAGCACACCAUGAUGGCUUACAUAGGCAUGCUGAUUGGCACAGCGGUGGGACAGUAUGCGAAUAACAUCACCCUGUGGAUCUUCACAGUCACUGCAGACAUGUUCCUCUAUGUGGCGUUGGUCGAUAUGCUUCCGGAAAUGCUUCACGGAGACGGAGAUAACGAAGAGCACGGUUAUUGUCUGGUAGGGCAGUUCAUUCUGCAGAAUCUAGGUCUGCUUCUUGGAUUUGCCAUCAUGCUGGUGAUUGCCGUCUACGAAGAUAACAUUGUGCUUAACAUCCAGCUUUGACCAUAUCCCGGGUUUUGCUGUGGAUACGCUGUUAUUACUGUACGGCUUCGAGUCUGCACUGUUUCACUGUAUGCACAUAGCUUAGAGGAAAAGCAGCGGCUUGCACUACUUACGCAAGUACAACCCAUUCAUU
Molecule: messenger RNA, 681 nt
Organism: Lagopus leucura (white-tailed ptarmigan)
Lineage: Eukaryota; Metazoa; Chordata; Aves; Galliformes; Phasianidae
Product: zinc transporter ZIP10-like
Exons: 2
Coding region: 270-548 (92 amino acids)
Biological process (GO): zinc ion import across plasma membrane; intracellular zinc ion homeostasis; positive regulation of B cell receptor signaling pathway
Cellular component (GO): membrane
Molecular function (GO): zinc ion transmembrane transporter activity
Source: RefSeq, a predicted model, not a curated record